GUUACUGGCCAGUAUAGCGAAUAUCUUGCGAAUUGAUUCGCCUAGAGACUCACCAAAAGCUGACCAGGGUCAUUGCGUGUCAUGUCCCACCUCGUUCCUCUAGCUGAACUGCCUGGUGGUAAGAAGGUAUACAGCGUCCGUGGCCAAAAAUUCGAAAUUGAUAAGCGCUAUGAUCUGAUUAAAGUCGUGGGGUUUGGAGCCUAUGGAACGGUGUGCUCAGCCAUCUGCAAUGACUCCGGCGAGCGUGUGGCAAUCAAGAGACUGGCGCGCGUUUUUGGCGACCUGCGCGAAGGUAAACGCAUUUUACGUGAAAUGGAAAUUAUGACGUCAUUGAAGCACACAAACCUUAUUCGCCUCCAUCACUUCAUGCGACCUCAAUCGAAGGAAACGUUCGAAGACAUGUAUUUGGUGAUGGACUUGUACGACACAGAUCUUAAUCGUAUUAUUCGCAGCAGGCAAAAACUCACCGACGAGCAUCUGCAAUAUUUCAUGAUUCAAGCCUUCCGCGGCUUACAUUAUCUGCAUUCCGCAAAGGUGAUGCAUCGCGAUCUCAAGCCGAGUAAUCUGCUGGUGAAUGCGGAUUGCGCGCUCGCGAUCUGCGACUUUGGACUUGCUCGCGACGACGACGUCAUGAGCUCCUCUGAUCUGACGCAGUACGUUGUCACGCGUUGGUAUCGACCACCUGAAAUUUUGGGAAUGGGCUCAAACCAGUACACGAGCGCGGUAGAUGUGUGGAGCCUAGGGCUGAUCUUCGGCGAACUCAUGGUAGGACGCACACUGCUGCCAGGGACGGAUUACAUCGCGCAGCUCGUAAUGAUAAUCAACCUGCUAGGGUCGCCAUGUAUGGAAGACAUGGAAUUCCUUAGCCCAGCGGCAAAGACGUUUAUUCUCUCCCAACCACACCGGGCGGCAAUCCCUUUCAAAGACAUUUUCCCCAUGGCAACACCAGAGGCGGUGGAUCUUCUCUCUAAACUGCUAGUGUUUCAUCCGGCAAGGCGGCUGACAGCGAAGCAGGUAAUGGAGCACCCUUAUUUUUCUAAAUUUAGAGAUGCAACGGAAGAAGCUGACGCACCGCAUCCUUUUGUGUGGAAUCACAGCCACAUAGAGACGGCAGAGCAACUUCGCGAAGAUCUGUGGAGGGUCGUGGAUGCUCAUUCAGCCCCAAACGAGUAA
Messenger RNA from Leptomonas pyrrhocoris, 1173 nucleotides. Its product is annotated as mitogen-activated protein kinase 4 (MPK4). Lineage: Eukaryota; Euglenozoa; Kinetoplastea; Trypanosomatida; Trypanosomatidae. Gene Ontology annotation, biological process: intracellular signal transduction; protein phosphorylation. Gene Ontology annotation, cellular component: cytoplasm; nucleus. The record is from RefSeq and is a predicted model, not a curated record. The transcript has a single exon. Gene Ontology annotation, molecular function: ATP binding; MAP kinase activity. Bases 82 to 1173 code for a protein of 363 amino acids.